Molecule: messenger RNA, 5325 nt
Organism: Siniperca chuatsi (mandarin fish)
Lineage: Eukaryota; Metazoa; Chordata; Actinopteri; Centrarchiformes; Sinipercidae
Gene: kank2
Product: KN motif and ankyrin repeat domains 2
Exons: 13
Coding region: 693-3851 (1052 amino acids)
Biological process (GO): negative regulation of actin filament polymerization; negative regulation of G1/S transition of mitotic cell cycle; negative regulation of intracellular estrogen receptor signaling pathway
Cellular component (GO): cytoplasm
Molecular function (GO): protein binding
Source: RefSeq, a predicted model, not a curated record
UUGUUGUACUUGAAGGUACUUCUCUGGUAGUCCUUGCAGGUCCUUGGAGGACCUUGAAAAUCCUUGACAUCCUAAAGUGUUAAGGGGAUCUGACAGCUCCGUCCACUGAGGUUCUUUGAUGUCCAUUGAGAACCUUGGAGGCCCUUGGAUUUCCUUGGUAAGCAUGUCCCUGAUAUCCUAAGAGCACUACAUGACCCUGAGGAAAAGUAACUUAAGUACAUUGAGAAUUUUUGUUUUCCUACUACUGGGGUCCUGACAGAUCCUUCCUUGGAGGUCCUUGAACGGCCUUUAAAAUCACUGAAGGUUGAUGGCAGUGUUAGGAUUUCCUUGAAGGUCUUUUCUUGUAGGUCCAUGAUGAAGCAGGGAUCCUUGGAGGUAAAUGAAGGCCUUUCAGAUGAUUAAAGACCCCUGUAAGAUGCUGGAGGUCCCUGCUUGACUUUGAGGCUGCUGGCCCUUUAAGAGGAGCGGGAGGGGCGCGGGGCGCCUUGGCUGCGGUGUUUUUGUCUUUCUGUCAGUGAGCGCUCCUGGGCCGAGGCGGCUGAAAGGAUUUCCAGAAGGCAGGUGCUGACUAUAAGAGUGCAAGAAAAGGAAGGGAGAGCAAGGAGCCUGGGCAGGAGCGAUCCCGUCCUUGCAGCGCAAGCAGCUGGUGAGAGUUAGUGUGUGACUGUUUGAAUAGCCGCCACAGGCUCAUUAUGGCUCAGGUGCUGCAUAUGGACCCCGGCUUCCCAGGGAAACUCAACCCGCCUGCUCCCCCUUCCCUGCACGGCAAAGAACAGGAGGCGCCCUACUCAGUGGAGACCCCCUAUGGCUACCGUCUGGACCUAGACUUCCUCAAAUAUGUUAACGACAUAGAGAAGGGAAACACUAUCAAGAAGGUGCCUGUCCAACGCCGGCCACGCUAUGGCUCCCUGCCCCGUGGCUAUGGCUACGCCGGCUCCUGGUGGACCUCCACAGAGUCUCUGUGCUCCAACACCAGCAUGGACAGCCGGCACUCCUCCUUCUCCUACUGUGCCCCGGGUUACCACACGUCGCAGAGGCCCAGCUUCAGCACUGCCCGGGUGGAGAAGACGCUGUUGGAUGCACGCAGGAAGCUGGAGGAGGAGAAAGAGGGGCGAAGAUUCUCCAACCUGGGCAGCAUGCACAGCAGCGUAGUAGGCUCUAACACCUCUCUCAGCAGUGCACACAGCUUCAACCGAGCCCAGGGUGGAAGCGGAUCCUUCACUCCAAUGAGUUCUGGCCUGUCCACUCCAGUGACCCCAACACCAGCCCACCUCCAGCAUGUCAGGGAGCAGAUGGCUGCGGCUCUCAGGAAGAUAAGGGAGCUUGAGGAGCAGGUGAAAACCAUCCCUGUGCUGCAGGUCAAAAUCUCUGUGCUGCAGGAGGAGAAACGGCAGCUCAGCGUCCAGCUAAAGAGCCAGAAGUUCCUGGGCCAUACUCUGGGUUUCAGCCGAGUUCGUCCCAGAGGGGAGCUCUACAUCGACAUCCCUGAAGAAGAGGUGAGCAAUGGAUCUAAGAGCAGCAGCAAGCCAGCAGGGCCACUGUCUCCCACCACACCUGAGGGCUCCAAACAAGACUCAGGUUGUGAGAUUGAGGACACAGUAAUUGUAGGUGGAGCACGACCAGAUGCAAAACGGGAAGUGCGCACCAUCGGAGUGGGACCAGAGGACUCGAGGGGCAGUCAUCAGGUGGGAGUCGGGGUUAGGGAGGAGGAUCUGGGGCUGCUGCCAGAGACCGAGGCUCUUAGGAAUCAUGUGGGUCAUCUUGAGGGCCAGCUAAAGAGGACGAUGCAGGAGCUACAGGCUGCACAGCAGCAGGUUGUAGCAGUCCGGAAGGCCCCUCAGGCAGAGCAUCCCGUCAUGGCUACCAGCAUGGGCUGGCAGGAGCCACAAGGCUGCAGCCUGCACACUCUGGUCAGCUUCACACAGCGGCCCCAACAGAGGGAACAGAGAACUGUGGGAAUCCAGGUGUACACACUGGAACAGCCUACUGUGGUGGAGGUGGGCACUCUGCUCCGAGCGGAGACCUGCAGCUCCCCCUCCCUUCAACCUGCUGGUGGAGUCAUGGAGGGUCACCACAGAGGACAAGCUGAAGAUGCUCCAGUUGAGUUGCCGAUUGCAGUCAGCUCCAAGCAGGUGCGCGAUGUCCUAAAGAGCGAGUUGUCCACUUCGGUACCUGUAGCUAAUCCUGUCAUCGCUGUAGGCACGUCUGGUAAUCAGAUUGGUUUGUUGCAUUCUAAAGAAGGAGAGACACACCUGCAUAAGUCCACAGAGGCUGUCCAGUCACAAGAAGGCCCUAAGACAGCCUCAUCUCCCCAGUCUUCUCUGAGGUCCAUUAUGAAGCGGAAAGCAGAAGGUGAACCAGGAUCUCCCUCUACAAAGAAAAACUUACAGUUCAUUGGAGUUAAUGGAGGCUACGAGUCCACAUCAUCAGACGAUAGCAGCAGCGAGAGCUCAGAUGAGGGGAGUGACUCGAGCGAAUAUCAUGAAGCCAGAGAAAAACUACCAGAGUCAACAGUCCAGCACCAGCAAAUAACCCACAGCAAGCUUUCCCAGCCUCCAGUUAGCAACAGUGUACCUCAACAGACUGCCGUCAAACUACCAGCCGUCAUUUCAGACUCGCAGCAGAGUCCCAUCCAGUCUGCAACUGUAGACACGAGACUGCCAGACAAAGCCCCCCAGUCACCAGCGACAGACACUGUUGUGCAAAAAUGUGCCUCACAGCCACCAGCCUCCGACUCCACUCUAACUCCUCCAUGUCCAGUAAACAAUUCUACUUUUAAAGACACUGUCAACCAGUCAUCAGAAAAACACACAGUCACCCAGGAGAUCACCUCCACACCAUCAAGCACUGAAUCCACUCCUGAUCAAAGCUCCAUAAUGUCCUCAGUUACCUGUUCUUCAUCACUGUGUGUCACUAAAACCACUGAGAUUACCAAGCAGCAAUACACCAUUCAGUCAGAAACAACCAUCCUCUCCAGCCAGUCAGAGUCAAAGCCAGCAGCAGAAAGCAUUGCAAAUGACACAGCAUCUGCCAAACAAGUCAGACUGGACCUGAGUGACGGCCUGAUGUCAGCUCUUCAUGCCCUGCAGAAAGCCCUGGGGGAACCCAAUGCCUUCAGCCAACAAGGAGCAAGGGCAGCGUACACCACCGUGCUUCAGGAGUGGCUGCGUGUGUCCUGUCACAAAGCAGCAGACACGGCUGUCGUCAAGGCCUAUAUGAGCACCUUCUCCUCCAUCUCCCCUCAGCUGCUGGAGUUUGUGAUCAACAUGGCAGACGGCAACGGGAAUACAGCGCUUCACUACACCGUCUCCCACUCUAACUUCCCUGUGGUGAAACUGCUGCUGGACACUGGCCUGUGUAAUGCUGACAAGCAGAACAAGGCGGGCUACACUGCCAUCAUGCUGACAGCUCUGGCUGCCUUCCACUCUGACAGUGACCUUCAAACGGUCCUGCAGCUGCUGCACACAGGAGAUGUCAACGCCAAGGCCAGCCAGGCCGGUCAGACGGCGCUGAUGCUAGCAGUCAGCCACGGUCGAGGGGACAUGGUGCGGGCGCUGCUGUCUUGCGGGGCACAGGUCAACAUCCGUGAUGAUGACGGCUCCACAGCACUCAUGUGUGCCUGCGAACACGGUCAUGUGGACAUUGUGCGUCAGCUACUUUCUGUGUCGGGCUGUGAUGCCACUCUCACCGAUAAUGAUGGCAGCACUGCUCUGUCCAUUGCCCUGGAAGCCAGCCAGAACGACAUUGCUGUGCUUCUGUAUGCUCACCUCAACUUUGCAAAGCCUCCAUCCCCUGUUUCACCAAAAUCUCCUCUCUUGGGUUCCUCUCCUCCUGCCGGUGAAACAAAAUAAAGCCUGCUCCUUCUGCAGGUGACAGCAACUCUACAGCCUAUCCACAGCAACUACUCAUAUUACAGUGUGAUUUUCUUUUUUUUCAUCUGUUUAAUUAAGAGAAACAAUGAGUUUGUGUGUGCGUUUGUUUUCACCCUACAUAAUUUAAGUACAUUAUAAUGUGCUGAUAAUUACAUGACAGCUAGCACCAUUGUUAUCCAUUGCUUUUUGUACACAGCAGUCUUUUUUUAAUCACAGUGGUGGUUGAAAACAUGGAUUUCUUGUGUGGUACAAUCUGAAAAACUGAACAUCUAGUGUUUGUAUAGACAUCAGUCCAGUCUUGCAGUGAUCCAGUUCUCAGCCCUGUUUUUAGUGGCACUUACAAGUCAAAACUGUUCACUAAAUUAUAUUAUACAGUUCAUUAUUAUACACGUGUUGUUUUAUUCCAUAUGAAUCUCAUAUUAGUUGCUUUAUAGAGCAAUAUGCACAAUAGCUCUUCCACGGUAGCAUCAUUACUGUAUGUGUGACCAUCACAGCCAUUUGGAAUAACAAAAGCCACCCCUCUCUUGGAUAAGUGUCCUUGCAUCAACCAGCUCAUUGGUGCUACAAAACUAUAAUACAGAAAACACCACUUCAACAGUUUAUCAAUAUUUAUACACAAGAUUUAUUUACUCUAGAGUAUUUUUGAUAUUAAUUUUUUUUUAAAUCUGACUUUAAUUCAGGACCUUCAAGGAUCACAAUUUUUAUUUCCCAGGCAAUGGUUAACACCUUUUUAACCAGAGGAAAAAAAUGUAUUUUAUACCACAUUUCCCAAAAUAAACCCAAAGAUGUAUCUCUCCUGUAGCUCUGUGACACUGUAUAUUGUGGUGAUGAUAUUAACACAGGCCUAGCAUCAGUGUGAAGGAAGAAAGAGGUAAACAUUACUCUCUGAAGGCUAUGGUACUAUGGUAUUUGUAUUUUUAGACAUGAAGGUUUUUUUCGAUGGUUAUAAGGAAAGAUUAGAGUGUAUCUGUGUUUGUAAUAUUCUGUGCUUAUAUGAUUUAACAAGACUUUGUUGAGAAAUGACUGAAAGCACAGGUGAAGCCACCUCCGCUGUGGUCGUACUGGUAAGAUUUGUCAGGGAACAGGAAAGUGACUGAUUGGGGGCUUUAAAGGACGUGCCAUGUAAGAUGUGAAUAUCAAAAUAAUAUAUGUCAAAAUAAACUGGUAGUUAUUAUGCCUAAAAUCAAAUUCCUUGAACAAAAAAUACAUAGGCGAUUGAUGUCAAAAUUUCUAUUACUUUUCAAAGAUUUUUUUCACAGGUUUCAUAUUCACUUUCAAGCAAUUGAAUUUUUAUAAACUGUCAAUUUUUUUAUUUAAGUAUCUAUCUUUUUAUACAUUUUGAAUUUUUAAGCUUUCACCCACUUUAUGUAAUCGCACAGCUCUUUAGUUUGUGUUUUAUGUAAAAUUCUAGAUUGUGUUUCUCAAUUAAUUAAUAAAUGUGGACCACACUGUU